Pseudomassariella vexata is the source of this 1080-nucleotide messenger RNA. RefSeq lists its product as uncharacterized. NCBI's taxonomy places the organism in Eukaryota, Fungi, Ascomycota, Sordariomycetes, Amphisphaeriales, Pseudomassariaceae. Gene Ontology annotation, molecular function: oxidoreductase activity, acting on the CH-OH group of donors, NAD or NADP as acceptor. Bases 109 to 978 code for a protein of 289 amino acids. The record is from RefSeq and is a predicted model, not a curated record. The transcript is spliced from 2 exons.
CCCAAUGUCACCUCGUAUAUAGCAACCUUGUUGGAAAUUGGAGUAGUCGCUCGAGUGCUUUAUUUUCCAUCUUGCCCAAGCUCAAGGAAGUUCCUCAAGGUCCAACUUAUGAUGACUUCCUCAACGCCCUCACAGCCCCGCAUGAGGGAGCUUGACCUUCUCAACAAAGUCGCCGCCAUAAGCGGUGCCUCGCGUGGAAUUGGACGCGCCAUCGCAUUGAAUCUCGCAUCACGCGGAUGCUCAAUAUUGGGAACAUGCAGCAUCGAAUCCAGCGUCGACAGCAUCACAUCGACACUCGACAGCGAAGUAAGCCGCAUUUUCGUAGACACUAAUUGCCACCGCCCUCCGUCUCUCCGAAUUCAAGGCCUAGUCGCCGACAUCUUCUCCGCAGACUGCGCCACGACCAUUGCCAAUGAACUCGAGCGUUCCUUCGGCAGCCGCGUGGAUAUCUUCGUGAGCAAUGCAUGCGAUCCCAUGCCCGGCACCAUUGGUGAGAUGACUGUUGAUGAGGUCCAGCACAGUCUACUUGGCAAUAUCCAGACUCCUGUACUCAUUGUUGAUGAGCUGGUCAAGAGACACCUGUUCCAGCCUGGAAGCCGCAUCGUCUAUGUCUCGUCUGUUCGCGCGAGACAGCCGUGGAGCAUGCAGUUGAUGUACGCGGCAGGGAAGUCGGCGGGGGAGUCGUUGUGUAGGACUUGGGCCCAGGCUUUUGGGGGGAAGGAGGAGAAGUAUUCGUUUAUGACGGGAACAACGGCCAACGCUGUGGCUGUUGGUUUAACAGAAACGGAGGCAGUCACAAAUUGUGGACCCGAGGCAGUGGAGAGAUUCAAGACGGAGUUCAUGCCUUUGCAGAGCAUCCCCAAGUUCGGUCAGCCUGAGGAUGUCGCCGAUGUGGUAGGUCUGCUUUGCAGUUCGGAUGCAAGAUGGAUCACGGGAUGUGUGGUCAGCGCGAGCGGUGGUGGGAUCAAGAUCGGGUAGCUUGUAAUAUUUUCUUUAGUUGUGUUAAAAAGAGACGCAUCUGCAAUCCAUUGGUUAAUUCGACGAUAAUGAUAUAUGAAAAUGGGGGUUGAAAAGCUUCGG